AUGGCUUUGCCUACGCCAGAUGCACCUCCCCGGCUGCUGGAGGGCAUUGGAGACUACGCAGAACUUGCGCGAUGCGCCAAGCAGUACCAACGGCGGCGGUCCAUGGCCGAACGUCGGAUUGUGGUUGACAUACUGUUGACCUGCAUUGAUAUUGACAUCCGGGCCUCUGGUGGCAGCUCACCGUUCGUGCUUGAACUCCUUUCGAAUUUCUGCCUGGCGCUGUAUACGGUGGAACUUAUGGCCAUCAUCUUCGUGAAGAGGGUCCAAGUCUUCCAGGACCCUUGGACUUUGCUGGACAUGCUCAUCGUGGUGUUCGGGUUGGUGCAGGUCUUGCUGGGAUUCGUUGGUGUCUCCCUGGACAGGGUCACCAGCCUUCGAAUGUUACGAGUCGUACGGAUAAUGCGACUGUUCCGGCUUUUCCGGAAAUUCGUGAUGCUCAAGGAGUUGCGAAAGCUUAUCCGUAUGACUGCCAGCUGCUUCAAAACACUAUGCUGGUCCUUCCUUUUCUGCUUUGUUGUGAUGACAAGUUGGGCCAUGCUGGCGGUGGAACUGCUGAACCCUUACAUGUCCGAGCUGUCCUACUUCUGGGAUGAUUGUGAAUUUUGCAAGCGCUCCCUGCAAUCCGUGAUGUCCGCAAAUCUCUUACUCUUCAAAACCGUGGUCGCUGGUGACAGCUGGGGCAAGGUGGCCGUGCCGUUGAUCGAGGCACAUCCAUGGACGGCCACCCCAAUUUUCAUCGGCUCACAGCUUUCGAUUGUCUUUGGCGUGCUGAACUUGGUUGUCGCGGUGGUGGUCGACACCUUCGCCGAGCAGCGCACCAAGGAUGUCACAAGCAUGGCUCAGGAGAUGGACGAGGAUGCUGAAGAGGAGCUGCAAGAGCUGGACAAGAUCUUUGCCAAGAUUGACAGCGACAACGAUGGCCAGUUGAGUUGGGAGGAGCUGGUGAAAGGCGCGCAGAAAGUGCGGGAGUUCCAGCACAGGCUCAGGGUAAUGGACAUCGACCAGACGGACUUGCAGCAGCUUUUCUCCAUGCUGGAUCACAACCAGAACAGCACUGUGGAUCCCGACGAGUUCAAGCGGACUCUUGCCAGGUGGGCCUUCGACUCCAAAACAGCCACGCGCUUCGUGCGCUACACCCUGCAGCAGUUGAUGGAUGAUCAUAGCUCUGCGGCCGAGAAGCUCUCAAAGAUGGAGUCGCUGGUCCGCGACAGCUUCCAGGAUGCCCCAGCUCCGCCCCGGCGCCGGCGCCGACGACGCAAGGCAGCGCUGUAG
Molecule: messenger RNA, 1272 nt
Organism: Symbiodinium pilosum
Lineage: Eukaryota; Dinophyceae; Suessiales; Symbiodiniaceae
Source: the annotation of a GenBank genome assembly